AUGAGCACUCUGAAAUCCUGGAUCGAUAUUAGCGAACAAGCCUUAAGAGAGGUACGCGAUCCUGGGAACCAGGGUCGAUUGUCGUUUCCUUUGGCAGGUGCGCCACCACUGAAAGAUGUGGAUGGCCAUCAUCGGCGUUGGCGCUACAUGCUGCAGGAUGUAGCCCCUGAACGCCAGAACUUUCGCCGCAAUUUCAGUAAGAAUGUGGUUCAGGCUUCUCGUGCUGUAGGUGAACGACGGGGCAAUGGCACAAUUUCAGACCUUCAACCUCCUUUGAAGCACCUUCGAGCUGCCCUAGACGAAUUGGCUAUGGUUAAAGAUUACGAUGACCAGCACCCGGUCUCCCGGUCAGAGUUUCCCCAGGAAGUGCUUCGAGGCAACGAGCCUGGUAGUGUCUGGUUGAAUCUGAAGCUGGAGUUUACGAAUGCUUGUCUCUCCCUGAUGUUAGGGAUAUUGCGCCAUGUUAUGCCCGAUCAUACUGAUCUGUGGGAAGAAAUGGAAGAAGCGCUGAAGUCCAGAGAAUGGCGCUCUCUGUUCGUGUUUGAUACAGGCCUGACUCAGGAAGCAUCGACAGUCUGGAACCAACCAAGGCCAGAACGUGUAUUGGGGCCACAGAUCGGACUUCGGGAGCAUUCCACUCGAGACGGCGUCAUUUCUAGCCCAGUUCCUGAUUUUCUAAGCCCCGUCCACCGUGCCAGACACUUCCAGCAGGAGAGACUUCAGCACCCGUCUAUUGCUUUGGGGUACCUCACACCCACGAAAGCAUUCCGGCAACCGCCAGCCCUCGCAGCCGACGCCAUGUGGUCCUUUGGCACGACGAUGACCAUCGCUAGCGACGAAAAGGAUGGUGUGCAGCAGUCUCAGGCGCCCGCUGCCCCAUCAGCAACAGCAGUGUCGCCCCAGAGCACCUCUCAGCCCACAGCGCUGCUGCCCGUGAGCAGUCGCCCCGACACAAGAUCACCUAUCCUAUCAGACCGCUCCCUGAGGCAAAUGGGCUUCUUUUUCGCUGGCGCCGGCUUCCUCGGAUUGUCGACCCUCAUCACGCGACGCGCCGUAGCAAGGAAGAUCGUCGCCACAAUCCCCCGAUUCUACGAGCCAAGUAACAGGCCAGUCGGCAAGAUCGAUGGGGAUGGCGGCUUUGUCGCUGUCGAAGCGCUUGGCCUGGCCACCCUCAACGUAUUUGGCUUUGCCAUCAUGUCGACUGGCGGCCUGUCGUGGGCUUUCGACAUCUCCAGCGUCGACGAAUUGCGGUCCUUGGCUAGGAGACACACCAGAGGAGGAGUUGGCGAGACCGACGAGGCGGCGGAACAACAGAUUGCUGAGUGGGCUAUGGACAUACUCCAGAAAACCGGACAUGCACCGAAAGGGUUGGAGGAUGCCAAAGCAUCGGACCAGAAAGACCAAUGA
Messenger RNA from Neoarthrinium moseri, 1407 nucleotides. RefSeq lists its product as uncharacterized. Gene Ontology annotation, cellular component: mitochondrion. The coding region runs from base 1 to 1407 and encodes 468 amino acids. The transcript has 4 exons. The record is from RefSeq and is a predicted model, not a curated record. Lineage: Eukaryota; Fungi; Ascomycota; Sordariomycetes; Amphisphaeriales; Apiosporaceae.